This is a messenger RNA of Miniopterus natalensis, 3261 nucleotides long. RefSeq names its product N-acetylated alpha-linked acidic dipeptidase 2 (gene NAALAD2). Gene Ontology annotation, molecular function: carboxypeptidase activity. NCBI's taxonomy places the organism in Eukaryota, Metazoa, Chordata, Mammalia, Chiroptera, Miniopteridae. The record is from RefSeq and is a predicted model, not a curated record.
AUGGCGAAGUCCAGGGGCCGUCUGUACCUUUGCAUGUGCUUGGCCGCAGCGCUGGCGUCUUUCCUGGCGGGAUUUAUGGUGGGCUGGUUUAUUAAGCCUCUCAAAGAAACAGCCACAACACUGCGCUAUCAUCAAAGUGUGCGGUGGAACCUGGUAUCCGAGAUGAAAGCUGAAAAUAUUAAAUCAUUUCUUCGUUCUUUUACAAAGCUCCCUCAUCUGGCGGGAACAGAACAAAAUUUACUGCUUGCCAAGGAAAUCCAAACCCAGUGGAAGAAAUUUGGACUGGACUCGGCCAAGUUGGUUCACUAUGAUGUUCUCCUGUCUUACCCCAAUGAGACAAAUGCCAACUACAUCUCAAUCAUAGACGAACAAGGAAUGGAGAUCUUUAAAACCGCACACCUUGAGUCGCCCCCAGGUGGAUAUGAGAAUGUUACCAACAUCGUUCCUCCCUAUAACGCGUUCUCGGCCCAGGGCGCGCCAGAGGGAGAUCUUGUAUAUGUAAACUAUGCUCGUACUGAAGAUUUUUUCAAACUGGAAAGAGAAAUGGGCAUCAACUGCACGGGAAAGAUUGUUAUUGCCAGAUACGGGAAAAUCUUCAGAGGAAAUAAAGCCCUCAACGCCAUGGCAGCCGGAGCGGCGGGCAUCAUCCUGUACUCGGACCCUGCGGACUACUCGGCCCCCGAGGCGCGGCCCUACCCCCACGGCUGGAACCUCCCUGGAACUGCGGCGCAGAGGGGGAACGUGCUGAACCUGAACGGUGCUGGUGACCCGCUCACCCCAGGCUACCCCGCCAAAGAGUACACCUUUAGACUUGAUGUUGAAGAAGGAGUGGGAAUGCCCAAAAUCCCUGUACAUCCCAUUGGAUAUAAUGAUGCAGAAGUAUUAUUACGCCACAUGGGGGGAACAGCUCCCCCAGAUGACAGCUGGAAGGGAAGUCUUAAUGUGGAUUACAACAUCGGGCCUGGCUUCAUGGGGAAAGACUCUUCCAGGAAGGUUAAAAUGCAUGUUCAUAACACCAAUAAAAUUACAAGGAUUUACAAUGUCAUCGGAACCAUCAGAGGGUCUGUGGAACCUGACAGGUAUGUUAUCCUGGGAGGUCAUCGGGAUUCCUGGGUGUUUGGAGGUAUUGACCCAACCACGGGGACCGCUGUUUUACAAGAAAUCGUUCAGAGUUUUGGAAAACUGAUGAGUAGAGGAUGGAGACCCAGGAGAACCAUAGUUUUCGCCAGCUGGGACGCAGAAGAAUUUGGACUCCUGGGCUCCACAGAGUGGGCCGAGGAGAAUGCAAAAGCACUCCAGGAGAGAAGCAUUGCUUACAUCAACUCGGAUUCAUCCAUAGAAGGCAAUUAUACUCUCAGAGUUGACUGUACACCCCUUCUUUACCAGUUGGUGUAUGACCUGACAAAAGAGAUCUCCAGCCCCGAUGAUGGUUUCGAGAGUAAAUCUCUUUAUGAAAGCUGGUUGGAAAAGGACCCUUCCUCUGAAAAUGCCAACUUUCCUAGAAUCAACAAGCUGGGAUCUGGAAGUGAUUUUGAAGCUUAUUUUCAGAGACUUGGAAUUGCUUCAGGCAGAGCCCGUUACACUAAGAACAGGAAAACAGAUAAGUACAGCAGCUACCCAUUAUACCAUACAAUUUAUGAGACGUUUGAAGUGGUAGAAAAGUUUUAUGACCCCACAUUUAAAAAACAGCUCUCUGUGGCUCAAUUACGAGGGGCGCUGGUUUAUGAGCUUGCAGACUCUCAAAUCAUUCCUUUCAAUAUUCAAGACUAUGCAAAAGCUUUGAAAAACUAUGCAACAAGUAUCUACAAUUUAUCCAAGAAACAUGAACAACAAUUGAAAGAUCAUGGAGUAUCAUUUGAUUCCUUAUUUUCUGCUGUACAAAACUUCUCGGAGGCUGCUUCAGAUUUCCACAGAAGACUUACGGAAGUUGAUCUUAAUAAUCCCAUUGCAGUGAGAAUCGUGAACGACCAGUUGAUGCUCCUGGAAAGAGCAUUCAUCGAUCCCCUUGGUUUACCAGGGAGGAAGUUCUACAGGCACAUCAUCUUUGCUCCAAGUAGGCACAACAAAUAUGCUGGAGAAUCGUUUCCUGGGAUCUAUGAUGCUAUGUUUGACAUUGAAAAUAAAGCCGACCCACGUUCAGCCUGGACAGAAGUAAAGAAACACAUUUCUAUUGCAGCCUUUACAAUUCAAGCAGCAGCAGGGACACUGAAAGUGGUGGUAUAGUAAGGUCUCAGACCAGUGGCUAUCCAUUAAAAGUACCCAGUGGACAUCUGAGGAUAAAACCCAUCUUUCUCUUUGAUCGUUCCUUUCAUGUCAUGUUUGAUUUUAGACUUCCACCUUGUUAUCUGCAAAGAGUUUCUGCCUCAAUACAUUGGUGAUGACGUUUUGAAUUUUUAAUCUAAUAAAAUAAAAAACUCCAGUGGUGGCAGAAAGAGACAAAGUAACUGAAAAUUCUCUAAAAUAAGAUACAGCAAGGAACUUGAACUCUCAGACAUUGCUAGUAGAAAUGUAAAAUGGUAUAACUACUUUGGAAAACAGUUUGGCAGUUUCUUAUAAAGUUAAUCAUACUUCAUGGCUCCAAAAUUCUACUUCUACGUAUUUACUAGAGAAGCAAAACAUGAUCACAAAAAAGGCUCUCACAUGCAUGUUCCCAGUACCUUACAGUAAAUAAGUUCAAUGGAUGAAUGGGUAAAUUUUGGUAUAUCCACAACGGAACACUAUUUAUCAGUACAAAUGAAAUAACUGCCAAUACAUGUAAUAUUGGCAGAUGUUGAGAGAAAGAAGCCAGACACAGAAGAAUACCUAGCAUAUGACUGUAUUUAUAUGAAAAAGAGGCAACAGUAAUCUGUGGUGUUAGAAAUAAAUUAGAUCAGCGAUUGCCUGGAGCAAGUAAGGACAGGGAAAGAGGUAUAAGGAAACUUUCUGGGAUGAUGGGAGUUUUCUGUAUCCUGAUAUGGGUGAUGGUUACAUAGGUGUAUACAUUUGUCAAACCUCAUCAAACUGUAAACUUAAAAUGUGUGAAAAUUAUUCCUCAAUAAAUGUGAUUACAACUCCCUCCCCCCACCCCCAAAAAAGAAAAGGAAACCUGUAUAGCACACCUUCUCUUGUAAAAUCACCAUGGAGUUCAAAUCAGAAGGAAAAAGUGAAGAGUAUACAUACUUUUUAAUAGCUUCACAUCUACUGAAUAAUAUGUGUAAUAAAGCAAAUAGUUGCUACAAAUCUUCAUACUCCUAUAAAUAAAACUGUAUCAGCAUGUGUAAA